Cladocopium goreaui is the source of this 1713-nucleotide messenger RNA. The record is from the annotation of a GenBank genome assembly. NCBI's taxonomy places the organism in Eukaryota, Dinophyceae, Suessiales, Symbiodiniaceae.
AUGGGUUUGGUUGGGUUCAGCAAGAAGGUCCUUCGACGACACUUAGAUCCCUUCCAACGGAGGAAGAUCAGAGUCCUCUCCUCCCUAGGUGUUGGAUUAGUCUUAGCACUGCUGUGCUUCGCACAGGACUUUGGAGACCAUAGCCAUAGAUCGCGCCGACUCCAAAGUGAUGAUGUGGAGACCACAACAGAAGCACCAGAUUUCUACUGGGACGAUUUACUUCUAGACAAGCCAUACAACAAAGAACCGACAGGCAAAAAAUUCCUCAUAGUUUUUCAUUGCAUUGGCAUUGCCUACCUGGUGCUGGGUUUGAACACAGUUUGCGACGUCUACUUUGCUGGAUCCAUUGACUUACUUUGUGAUGCUUGGAACUUGACGCCAGAUGUGGCAGGGGCGACAUGGAUGGCAGCAGGAGGAUCUGCACCUGAGUUCUUUACAUCAAUAGUUGGAGCGACUAUUGCACAGAACGACGUUGGCUUUGGCACGAUCGUGGGUUCUGCAGUCUUCAACGUCUUAUUCGUCAUCGGGCUGUGUGGAUACGUGGCAAAGGGAAACAUUGAACUCACCUGGUGGCCACUCUUUCGGGACUGUACAUACUACAUUUGUUCCCUAGCGGUCUUGGCUGCCUUCACAUUCAAUCAGCUGAUUGAAGCCUGGGAGGCGGCCAUCCUUUUCUCUUUGUAUAUUGGCUAUGUCAGCUUCAUGUUCGUGAAUAAGCCACUGAACGUGUGGGCGUAUCAGAAGACUGGCACUCCACUCCCCAAAGAGCUGCGGGACUAUGUGGAGGAAGUCAAUAAGACGAAGGCCAAGGUGGAGCCGGAACAGGUCGGCGCCAGCGAGGGAUCGCCGGAUCUCGAGGGGGAGACCGCAGCUGUAGCUGCAGAGUCAGCUGCAGCGUCAGAGCCAGCAGCUGCAGAGGCAGCAGCAGAGGAAGCUGCAGAGGCAGCCGUUGACAAGCCCGACAAGAUUGUGAUUCAGGAGCCGCCUCUUGAUGAAGAAGCGGGCCAUGCGGAUAAGGGUGCCUCAGCCGCUGAAAAAGAGAACCAAGAAGACGAUGACGAAGACGACGAUGAUGAUGAGCCCGAAGACUUCAUGAUCAUUCCAGAAGGCAGAUUCAAUCAAGUUCUGUGGGCUUUGAGCCUUCCAAUCUAUGUCAUGAUCUAUUUUACCCUGCCAUGGCCUUCGAAAGGCUCUAAGUUCUUUUUGGUGACCUUCGGUUUGUCAUUGCUGUGGAUUGGCAGCUUGACCUUCUUGCUCGUGUGGUUGACGGAUACAGUUGCAACAGUGAUUGGAAUCCCAACAAUCGUGUCGAGCGUGACGUUCCUGGCAGCAGCGACGUCUAUCCCAGAUGCCGUUAGCUCCAUGGCAGUUGCCCGAAAAGGACAAGCUGAUAUGGCAGUUAGUUCGUCAGUUGGCUCCAACAUCUUCGACAUUUUGGUCGGGCUUCCUGUCCCGUGGCUCAUCAAGUGUGCGAUUGAAGCCAACAAUUCGGAGUUUGAGGGGGUCACCAUCAAAUCUCCGUAUUUGAUGUUCUAUACGUGCCUCCUCCUAUUCAUGGUUUUUGGGACCGUUUGCAGCAUCAGGGUUAGCGGCUGGAAGCUGCAAAAAACACUUGGAGCAUGCAUGGCUGUCCUAUACUUUGUUUUCAUUGUCACCACUGUGUCAGUGGAGCUGUCACAGCCGACAUGGCUCAUGACCAAUCCACCAACCUGA